AUGGACAGCUGGGCGGGGAAAUCUGAGAGGGAGGCCGCUCAACAGGUCCCAGCGAAGGAAUGCUUCGAGCCAGAAGGUUUCUGGAAUGCCCAUUUGAUUUUUGCCUGGAAAUGCCCAGCUGUGAACCAGCUAAACCAGGAGAGCAGAGCGAGAUUCCCACAGCUGGUGAACACGGGGCUGGAACGUGCUGUGACUCAGGAGUUCCUCAGGUUUCCAGAGAGCCAGGCUGCAGGAGAUGAACAUGGGAUUCCAAGAGCUGUGGAAUGUAGCCCAGGUGAAGCUGAAACAAAGGCUGCUUUGCCCACUUUAAUGAGCUGCCAGGCUCAGGGCCAGGUUGUGAACACCGGCACGGAGCAGCCCUGUCCUGACGGGAUCCCUCCUACCAAAGAUGAUCCUUCCAUCAAAUCCACUUCCAAAGAGGAAGAAGUCAGGGCGGCAGAGAGCGUAGUAAAUUGUGGUUUAAUUCAUUUACCACCAGCUGAUUCAGGGAGCAAGGGGUGUUUGGAGGAGCAAACCCCCUGCAGCAGGACUCGGCCGCUCUCCGGGGCAUCGACCGCCUGCGAUGCGCUCGCCGUCAACACAGAAAGGCAGAGGAGUCAGGAGGGCUCCAAAUCCUGCCAGACAGAGCCUGAGCCCCCCAGGUGCAAGCAGGACACAGCAAAGGGCGGCCAUUCAGCUGCUGGGGCCAAGAAGAAGUUGCCACCGGCGGCUCUGUCCAAAAAACCCCGGCUGGAGGAGAAGGGAGGCGUCAAAAAGUCCGGGAAGGGCGAGGCGGGCGCGGCUCGUAGAGAAGACAGAAAACCCGAGCAGAGGAAACUGGUCUUGAAAAAGGACAGCAAAGCUCCCAGGCUGCUGAAGAAGAUCCAGGCAGAGUCUUUCCCUGAGGGCUCUGGGAACGUGAGGCUGUGCUGCCAGUUCGGGGACAUCCACGGGGACUCCACCGUUACCUGGACUAAAGAUUCCAAGGUGCUGGCUCGGCUGCACAGGAGUGCUCAGGAUGACUCUCCCGUCUCCCUGGAAAUAGCCAAGGCCGGUAACAAAGAGCAGGGCAUGUAUUACUGCUGCCUCAGCAACACCUACGGGAAGGUGACUGCCGAGUUCCACCUGACUGCUGCAGUGCUGGAGCGGCUCUCCAGUUUUCAGAGUUACGAAGGUGUGGAGGAGAUCGAGUUCAUGCAGCUGCUGUUCCGGGAGGAUUCCCUCAGCGACAGCUACUUCGGGGGGCACCUGCACGGGGCGCUGGCCACGGAGCAGCGGCACUUCGGCGAGGGGAUGCACCGGCGCGCCUUCCGCAGCCGCGUGCGCCGGGGCCUGGCGCCCGUCUUCGCGCCCGGCCACGCCUGCGUCCUCAAGGUGCACAGCGCCCUCAACCCCGCCAGCGGCACCAGGGACGAACUGGUGCGCAGGAACUACGACCUGGCGCUGCAGGAGUGCUGCGUGCAGAACGCCGCCAGGGAGUACGCCAAGCUGUAUGCAGCCGAGGCUGAAACGCUGGAAGGCUUUGGGGAGGUGCCAGAGAUCAUUCCCAUUUUCCUCAUCCACCGCCCCGCCAACAGCAUCCCCUACGCCACGGUGGAGGAGGAGCUGGUCGGGGAGUUCGUGAAAUACUCGGUCAGGGACGGCAAGGAGGUGAAUUUCCUGAGGAGGGACUCGGAGGCUGGCCAGAAGUGCUGCACCUUCCAGCACUGGGUGUACGAGAGGACCAGCGGGAACCUGCUCGUCACCGACCUGCAGGGUGUGGGGAUGAAGCUGACGGACGUGGGCAUAGCAACCCUGGCCAAAGGGUACAAAGGGUUUAAAGGCAACUGCUCCUUCUCCUUCAUCGAGCAGUUCAGAGCCCUGCACCAGUGCAACCAGUACUGCCAGAUGCUGGGGCUGAAAGCCCUGCGAGCCUCCCAUCAGAAACAGCGCAAAACCACCGCCCCCAAGGGCAAAACCCUGCCCAGCUCAUCGACGGGGAAGAAAACGGGGCCCAAAAAGGGCAGAGAGCACAGAGAUUUCAUUUCCUCCGAGCACUGAGGGCCACCCCGAGGAGCUGAGGGGACAGCAGGGCUCUCUGCACGUCGUUUCGGAGCUGAUGGCAGCGACAGAUGAAGGAGAUGAUUCUGUGCUCUGGGUGCCUGGGGUUUAACACCGGGGCAGGAGGGUUUGCAGCCCAUCUGCACCUUCUGAGAGCAGCACAGCUCGCUGGGGAACAUCUCCCCUUCCCCCUGUGACUGUGGAAACACCAAUGUGUGUCUAAGGUGCCGCUCAGUCCCAGUUUUGCACACUUGUUAUUGCUCAGGCUGCUACGGGGAAAAAAAAAUGGGUUUCCUUCCCAGGUUUUUGCAUAUUUC
This is a messenger RNA of Myiozetetes cayanensis, 2336 nucleotides long. RefSeq names its product alpha kinase 2 (gene ALPK2). Gene Ontology annotation, biological process: protein phosphorylation. Gene Ontology annotation, molecular function: protein serine/threonine kinase activity; ATP binding. The record is from RefSeq and is a predicted model, not a curated record. NCBI's taxonomy places the organism in Eukaryota, Metazoa, Chordata, Aves, Passeriformes, Tyrannidae.